GAGCGUGGGGCAUGCGCAGCAGAGUUCAUGUCCUCUUUCAUUGACAAGCUUCUUUUCCCGGCGCCCCAGCCAACAUAUGGGAAGGAUGCUUUCAAAAAGCACCUGUGUUGGAUCCCGUGGAAUGAAGCUGUUUCUCCGGAACGUGCUGAGGAUGAAAGGUUUGCCGAGGGAAUCCCGUGUGUUUGGCUUCCCGCUCCGCGUGCUGCGGGCGUCAUACUCUUUUGCCAUGGCAACGCAGAGGACUUGGGCAUGUGCUUUCCCUUUGUGCGGCACAUGAGGGAUCAGUUCAAGAUGAAUGUCUUGGCGGUGGAGUAUCCUGGUUACGGUCUGCUCCACGGCAUCUCCUCUUCCUCUGAAGCCGCAUUGAAAGAGGUUGCAUUAACUGCCUUUCGCUUUAUCCUGGAUGAGCUGAAAGUUGCGUACGAGCAGAUCAUCCUUUUCGGCAGAUCCGUGGGUUCCGGGCCCACGGUCUACCUGGCAAGCAGGUUUCCUGUCGGUGGCCUCAUCCUGGUGGCCGCCUUCGCUUCCGUGCGUGAGGCGGCGAAAUCGCUUGUGGGCCCUUUUGUGGCAAAUGUACUGGAAGAGCGCUUUCCGAACAUUGCUCUUAUAGGCAAUGUUUCAUGCCCGACGCUGUUCAUCCACGGUGAGAAGGACAGCUUGGUCCCGCCUUCUCACUCCGUGGCCCUCUUCAAACAGUGCCGAUCACGGAAGCUGUUGAUUACACCGCCAGGCAUGGAGCACAACACGAACCUGUUUGUGGAUGCUCAGUACUUGGCCGUGCCAGCUAUCAAUUUCUUCGGUCUUCCAGGCUACCAGCAGGAGUCCCCUCCGCAGAUGCCGAGCCGAUACUUCGAGGAUGGGCGACAGGCGUUUCUGCUUCGCAAAGCAGCCAGGAGGAAUCAGGGCGUGGAGUCUUCAGCUGACAGCAGUCCCUGGUUCUACUUCUGCGGGUGCCCGACCUCGCGCGUAAGGCGAGAUGAGGGCUUUGCGCCAGAUCGACCACAGUGUGAGUGGGAGCCUGGUGACCGUAACGGAAUUUCUGAUGACCAGGCCGUUGCUGGUGCAGAUGCCCCCCGGAGGCAAGGUGAUGUCGCAUCAGAGCGAAGUUGGCAGGUCGGGACAUCAGUGGAACAUUGGAAAGAAGCGCAG
Symbiodinium pilosum is the source of this 1149-nucleotide messenger RNA. NCBI's taxonomy places the organism in Eukaryota, Dinophyceae, Suessiales, Symbiodiniaceae. The record is from the annotation of a GenBank genome assembly.